AUGGCCAUUUCCAAGCUUGUCUUCACAAUAAUUUCUAUUCUUUUAUUCAAUUUAUGUAUCUCAACCCUUGCCAGACCCAUAAUAAAAACCCAUAACAAAUUGGAGUAUUCGUCAACGUACGAAAACAUAAUUAAUUGGCGACGCAUCAUGUUAGAAAAUGACGCGACGAUGACGACACUAGAUUCACCGAAUCUGCAUGUCGGCGUCGAGGCUGAGAAAUUUGUCGAUGAUUUCCGACCAACCGAUCCUGGUCAUAGUCCCGGUGCCGGCCAUUCAACUCCAACAAUCCCCACAGACGCCAACGUGCUUCCAAGGCCUUAA
This is a messenger RNA of Lathyrus sativus (Indian pea), 321 nucleotides long. The record is from the annotation of a GenBank genome assembly. NCBI's taxonomy places the organism in Eukaryota, Viridiplantae, Streptophyta, Magnoliopsida, Fabales, Fabaceae.